GCAGAUUGGCAUUACUACCAAAUCUCCCGCCCUCAGAAUCCAGGAUACCCUCACAAUUCUUGUGUACUUGCAAGCGGGGUUCUUCGAAGACAUCUCUUGCGCAAAUACGAUUGCAAGCAGUCUUCUGAGAGAAAGCGCCAAUUGAGAAUACUGCAAUACCUGGCCAUACAUCUUUACAUUUCCAUAUUCUACAAAACUCAUUCAAGCCCCAACAAUGGCUUCCUCCUCACAUUCUUCUUCCAAAUCGAAAAAAGACAAGCCCAGCAAGAAGAGAAAAGCUUCCACUCUCGACGAACCUUCCUCUACCAGCGCCGACUCUACCACUAUCACUCCCUCUAGUCCAGUCACUGCUCCAGCCUCAGAACCAACCGCUACUGAAAUUGAUAGCAAGACACAGGUGCCAGAAAGCGAACCCACAUCCCAAGAACCAGCGUCCAAGAAACGCAAAGCCGAAGUCGCAGAGAUCGAAGUCGAUGUCACAGCGCCCGAGCCCCCAUCCAAGAAAGAGCUCCGUCGUCUCAAGAAGGGCAAGCCCGUGCCAGCUUCCAAGACGGGAGCCGAAUCGGCGGAGAAAUCUGAAUCCAAGAAGAAACCAGAGGUCGAGAAGAGAUCCGAGCAUGGCAUCUGGAUCGGCAACUUACCAUGGACCGUAUCCAAGGCGGACCUGCGCAAGUUCUUCGUCGAAUACUCAGAUAUCACAGAGGAGAUGAUCACACGGGUGCACAUGCCCGGACCAGACGACAAGAAGUCAGCGAACAAGGUCGAGGAGAAGCGAGCGGGCAAGACAAUCCACAACAAGGGAUUCGCAUACGUGGAUUUUUCCACGGCAGACGCCGUCGAGAAGGCCAUCGAGCUGUCGGAGCAGCUGCUGUCGGGCCGCCGCGUCCUGAUCAAGAACCACAAGUCCUUCGAAGGCCGGCCCGAGAAGACCAAGGAGGAGAGCCGCAACGAGCAGAAGCCGCCCAGCAAGCGCGUCUUCCUGGGCAACCUCUCCUUCGACACGACCGAGGACAGCCUGAAGGAGCACUUCGCCAAGUGCGGCGCCAUCGAGAGCGUCAAGGUCGCGACGUUCGAGGACUCGGGCAAAUGCAAGGGCUACGCCUGGGUCGUGUUCGAGGAUCUGGAAGCCGCGCAAGCCGCCGUGCGCGGCUUCGUGCGUAUUGAGGAACCAGCCUCGGAGUCAGAAUCCUCGGAAGAUGAAGAUGAAGACAAACCCAAGACGGCGAAAAAAACAAAGACUCGCAAAUGGUGGCUCAACAUGAUCAAAGGCCGCAAACUGCGCGCCGAGUUCGCAGAGGACGCGCAGGUGCGCUACAGCAAGCGGUUUGGCAAGGACGCGAAGCGGCACGCGACGGCUGCAGAGACAUCAAAUACCGAUACAGAGAAAUCAGAAGUUGAGAAUGGAGAGGCGGCGCCACAGAAGCCGUUCGUCCCAGCGAAAGUCGAGUAUCGCCAGCCCUACGCGCCGAGGUUAACGGGUGGCAUUGUCGAGAGUAAGGGGAAGAAGAUUACUUUUUAGAACUUCGUCUUGUCUGUCUAGCUUUUUGGAAUGUGAGAGAGAAGAUAUUUAUCAUGAUAAUUAAUGCCCUG
Amorphotheca resinae ATCC 22711 is the source of this 1590-nucleotide messenger RNA. RefSeq lists its product as hypothetical. The coding region runs from base 215 to 1519 and encodes 434 amino acids. Gene Ontology annotation, molecular function: RNA binding. The record is from RefSeq and is a predicted model, not a curated record. The transcript has a single exon. NCBI's taxonomy places the organism in Eukaryota, Fungi, Ascomycota, Leotiomycetes, Helotiales, Amorphothecaceae.